Molecule: messenger RNA, 1830 nt
Organism: Podarcis muralis (Common wall lizard)
Lineage: Eukaryota; Metazoa; Chordata; Lepidosauria; Squamata; Lacertidae
Product: ly6/PLAUR domain-containing protein 2-like
Cellular component (GO): plasma membrane
Source: RefSeq, a predicted model, not a curated record
GAGAGAGCCCUUUCUCCUUGACAGCACAACUGACCGCAGGACAGGAAAAGGGCUGUGGCCAGGUAUAUAAUAAGGUCCCAGCAGAGCCCGGCAGGGACUUGGAACGGGCGCAGAGGAGCCGCCUGGGAGUGCUCAGAAAGCCUCCAGAGUUUGCCUGCAAGGAUGAAAGCGUUCCUGGCUGUUGCGCUGGCCUUCCUGGCAUCCUUAAAACUUGGGCUCUGUUUGCAGUGUUAUAACUGCCAAGAACCCACCGACUUCAGCAACUGCCUGACUUUCGUCAACUGCUCCGCAGACAGCACACACUGCAAGAUAACGGUGCACUCGGUGGAUUCAGGAUACCCCUUUUUCGGAAACAUCACCGUCACCAAAUCCUGCGCCAAAAACUGCGUGCCUUCGGAGCCAGAUGGGAUCGGUGAAACUCGCCCGGCUUACUGUUGUGACACCGACCUCUGCAACGUUGGCUCCGGGCAACAGGCCAGAGCCGCGAUCUCUGCCACGGCUUUUAUAGCUACCCUCGCUUUCGGCCUCCUGUGGACCAGACUGUAAGGCUUCAGGAAGAGGGCGGGUGGAUUUUGGAGGAACAUCGCCCAGGAAACAGAAGAGGGGAAGGGGGGGAAAAAACUUGGCCAUGUAAUCUAGAGCAGGAAAACUUCAGCAAUUUCCAGACUGCUUCCAAAGGUUUGUUGCCGUUCUCCCUUCAAACGGAUAUCAAGGGGUCAAGAAAACUUCGGGGAAAUAAUUGCACAAGAGAGUGGAUAUCAGGGCUGUAUAAUCACCACCCAGCACACCUUCAGCCUGUAACCUGCUUAGCAGUUAAAAACGCUAAAAAUUAUUUUAAGGCCUACCCUACCCUUGUUGCAAGGAUGGGCCAGAUCAGGAUUGCAAAACCGUUUUGCAUGCCUAGAGUGCUAGAUGUCCUUAGCAAUAAAUAAACAAGGGUGGUGAUAUGGAUAUAAAUUUGCUUUCCUCCCUAACCAAGUGGUGUGAUUUAAAUAUCAAUGGAAGGAAACGACCUUUUGCAAUCUGAUUUCUGGAAGAGAAGGAUUUCUGAAAUAGGAGGUUGCGACAGGGACGCUCCGGGUGUCCCUAAAAAGACAUGGAAGAAUUGUUUCACAGGGUGGGCUUGAGAUGGCAGGACCCCUGAACCGCAAGUGGGGUCUGAGCGCCUCAAGUACAGCGUAAGAGGGAUCACACGGGAGAUGGGCGGUGCUUGAAAACUGAGAACGGUUUGCAAGUAAAUAAAUAUCUUUCUGCUCCUACAGCACUUGCCCCUUUCUUGUUGCAAUGCUGUUAGCAUUUGUAAAACAGAUGUUUUAGUCUACCUUAUUUGUUAGAAUUGGCUGUUUUAAGGAUUUAAAUAAAAGUGUUUUUUAAAGAAUCCCGUCUGUCGAUCACAUUAUGUUCCGUAUCCAUCGUCACACACACACACAACACAUUCAACAUUCAUACAUAUUACUUAAUGUAACCUCUCCACUGAGAAGAUGGAGCUAUUGAUAUAACAAGGUCUUGAUUUUGGUCAUUAACAUCGUUAAAGAAAGGGGUCCACGUUUCUUCAUUUCAUUUGAAUGCUUAUAUUUCUAUGCAAACCUUAUAGAGGCACAAUUACUAUUCCGUUUAUGAAAUCUUGUGUUUCUUCUUCCCCAGUCUUCAACAGGAUUGCUUUAGUAAUACUUCUAAUUCUAGUUGUUUUAACGUGCUGUUCAGCGACUCUUGUCUCACUGAUCUUAUUCUGGCUUAUUCUUAUAAUUAUUGUAACUUGUAAAUUGUUGUAUUUUUAGCUAUUUUUAAACUGCUGGAUUCUGACCGUAAUAAACUGGUUGGUUGAUUCUA